Molecule: messenger RNA, 1144 nt
Organism: Lingula anatina
Lineage: Eukaryota; Metazoa; Brachiopoda; Lingulata; Lingulida; Lingulidae
Product: small nuclear ribonucleoprotein Sm D2
Biological process (GO): RNA splicing
Cellular component (GO): small nuclear ribonucleoprotein complex
Molecular function (GO): RNA binding
Source: RefSeq, a predicted model, not a curated record
GCUAACAGGAAGCCGCAUUGUUGUCGUUGUAGCGCCAUUGCCGGUUUGAGGGUUAUAUAGAUAUAAAUCUUAGCCAUCAACAGUUUCAGACAUGACCACUCCAAUGCAGAAACCCCGGGGAGAGAUGACCCCAGAAGAGCUCGCACAGAGAGAGCAGGAGGAAUUUAACACAGGCCCGCUGUCUGUUCUGACUCAGUCAGUGAAAAAUAACACACAGGUCUUGAUCAACUGCAGGAAUAACAAAAAACUUUUGGGCAGAGUCAAGGCAUUUGAUAGACAUUGCAAUAUGGUUUUGGAAAAUGUAAAAGAAAUGUGGACAGAGGUUCCAAAAACUGGAAAGGGGAAAAAGAAGUCUAAACCUGUGAAUAAAGACAGAUACAUUUCCAAGAUGUUCCUGCGGGGAGAUUCAGUUAUCCUAGUGCUGAGGAAUCCACUAGCAGGAGCAAAGUGAUAGUUACUGGUACAUUAUUGAUACUGUGGAUUUGAUUCCAGGGCUAGAGAUUGGCCAAAAAUGUAGAGCUAUGCACUAGCCAAAGUGGAUAAAAAAGGAUUGCAGAAAUUAGUUUUUCAUGAGACUAAGAAUUCCUCCAAAAUAAAAAUUGAGCCACUGGAUAGGUAUGGUCUGGCAUAAGACACCCUUAAGGAGGCCUGUUGUUUAGGUAGCAACCUUAAAAGGAGACAAAAACCUUCAUUUCUGCAGUGGCAGGUAUCUGACAUAAGAGUGUAUGGGAGGUACAGACAAUGCACUCGAUUUUCACCAAGUCUUUAAAAAAGUGUCAAGAACAUAUGUCAUUGUCUCUUGUCAGUCAUUAUUAAAGUAUUAACCUUUCAGGUUUUCAUAAGGUUGUUUAUUCUGCUUCAACAUUGAUCAAAUGGCAAUGUGAACCGUAAGCUGUCAGAGAGCUUUAAGCUUUGAUUAUUUGUUGUUAAACAAUCCACGUAUGUUUCUUUACAUUUUAAUGGAUAUGUUCUAUAUGAGGUUCAUCAGAAAUGUUUCCAUUUUGUAGCCGAUUCUAUUAUUAAACUUAAACAAUGUAGGUACAUUAUAGCUUGAUGACUUUGAAUGUGUAAAGAAGUAGUUAAGAUGCAGAAUUAUUUUGUACAUUUUUUAUGUAAAUUUGAUAGUAAAAAUACCAAAUUAAUA